CUCGACAAGCUCUCGGAGGUUGCCAAGGUGAACACGGAUGCCAUCCGCUUGGCCCAGGAGGAGAUCUCCGAGUACCGCCGCCAGCUCCAGUCCAAGACCACCGAGCUCGAAGCCCUCAAAGGGACCCAGGAGUCACUGGAGAGACAAAGACAGGACUCGGAGGAGCGCCAUCAUGCAGAUGUCCUGUCCUACCAGGAAACCAUCCAGCAGCUUGACAACGAGCUGAGGAACACCAAGUGGGAGAUGGCAGCUCAGCUCCGGGAGUACCAGGAUCUUCUCAACGUCAAAAUGGCCCUGGACAUUGAAAUUGCUGCCUAUAGAAAGCUCUUGGAAGGGGAGGAAUAUCGGAUCGAAUCUGGCUUUGGGAUGAUCUCCUUCCCCGAGGUGGUCCCCAAGGCUCCCAGCAUCACCACCAACAUCAAGGUGAAGAGUGAGGAGAAAAUCAAGGUGGUAGAAAAAUCUGAGAAAGAGACAGUGAUUGUGGAGGAGCAGACAGAGGAAAUCCAGGUGACUGAGGAGGUCACAGAGGAAGAUGAGGCUGAGAAAGAGGCUGAAGAGGAGAAAGCUGAAGAGGAGGAGGAAGAAGAAGAAAAAGCUGAAGCAGAGGGUGAAGAAGAAGAGAUGAAGUCUCCUGCGAAAGAGGAGGCCAAGUCCCCAGAGAAACCUGAGUCCCCCUCAAAGGAGGAGGCCAAGACUCCAGCUGUCAAGUCCCCAGAAAAGCCACCAACCCCCUCAAAGGAAGAAGCCAAAACCCCAACUGUGAAGUCCCCUGAAAAGCCACCAAGUCCCUCAAAGGAGGAGGCCAAGAGCCCAGCUGUGAAGUCUCCAGAGAAACCCCCAACCCCCUCAAAAGAGGAGGCCAAGAGCCCAGCUGUGAAGUCUCCAGAGAAGCCCCCAACCCCCUCAAAAGAGGAGGCCAAGAGCCCAGCUGUGAAGUCUCCAGAGAAACCCCCAACCCCCUCAAAAGAGGAGGCCAAGAGCCCAGCUGUGAAGUCCCCAGAGAAACCUGCACCCCCCUCAAAAGAGGAGGCCAAGAGCCCAGCUGUGAAGUCCCCAGAGAAACCUGCAACUCCCUUGAAAGAGGAGGCCAAGAGCCCAGCUGUGAAGUCCCCAGAGAAACCUGCACCCCCCUCAAAAGAGGAGGUCAAAACUCCAUCUGUCAAAUCCCCAGAGAAACCCCCAACUCCCUCUAAAGAGGAGGCCAAGAGCCCAGCUGUGAAGUCCCCAGAGAAACCUGCACCCCCCUCAAAAGAGGAGGUCAAAACUCCAUCUGUCAAAUCCCCAGAGAAACCCCCAACUCCCUCUAAAGAGGAGGCCAAGACCCCGGCUGUCAAGUCCCCAGAGAAAGCCCCAAUCCCCUCAAAGGAGGAGGCCAAGACCCCGACCGUGAAGUCCCCUGAGAAAGCCAAAUCUCCUGUGAAGGAGGAGGCGAAGUCUCCACAGAAGGAAGCAGCCCCGGCCAAGGAGCCCACCCCCUCCCCUCCAAAGGAGCCAAAAGCCCCUGAGAAGGAAGAGCAGCCCAAGGAGGCAAAGGCUCCUUCCAAGCCUGGAGCUGAGGAGGGCAGGAAAGAGGAAGCUCCCAAGAAGGAUGUCCCAGCCAAGGUGGAGGAGAAGCCCAAAGAGAAGGCAGCUGCUGUGCCGGAGCCUCCGGCCCCACAGGUGAAGGAAACCACCAAGCCAGGCCCCAAACCUGUGGCAGAAGGGAAGGCCGAGAAGGAGGCUCCACCAAAACCUCAACAGGAGGUUGGCAAAGUGGCUGUGAAGGAGGCUGAGAAGCCAAAGGCCGACGAGAAGGUGGCGGAGCCCAAGAAGGAGAAGGCAGAGCCCAAGAAGGAGAAGGUGGAGGAGCCCAAAGCUAAAGCGAAACCCAAAGAUGAACCCAAAGCCAGUAAAGAGCCCCCCAAGGCCGAGGCCCCCUCCAGCAAGGAGGGCAAAGCCCCGGAGCCAGCACCCACCCCAGGAAAGAAGUGA
Molecule: messenger RNA, 1971 nt
Organism: Tauraco erythrolophus (red-crested turaco)
Lineage: Eukaryota; Metazoa; Chordata; Aves; Musophagiformes; Musophagidae
Source: RefSeq, a predicted model, not a curated record